Messenger RNA from Cuculus canorus (common cuckoo), 3447 nucleotides. It is a transcript of the gene HINT1, whose product is annotated as histidine triad nucleotide binding protein 1. Gene Ontology annotation, biological process: purine ribonucleotide catabolic process. Gene Ontology annotation, cellular component: nucleus; cytoplasm. Gene Ontology annotation, molecular function: hydrolase activity. The record is from RefSeq and is a predicted model, not a curated record. Lineage: Eukaryota; Metazoa; Chordata; Aves; Cuculiformes; Cuculidae.
CAGACCCUUUAUAUAAAUUCCUAAAUCAGACAUGGAUAGGGAGGAAUUUUAUAAACCAUGGUUCAGCAAGUGACUUAACAGUGUGAAAUAUGUUAAAUCUAAUACAAUUAAGAAUAAUUAUGAAAGGAAGCAUGCCCAGAAAGGGUUGGCAAAUUUAUUUUUCUGAACUCCCCAGAAAAGGGGGGUACAGAUACUUGUUAGUAUUCACAGAUAACUUUUCCAGAUGGCCAGAGGCCUUUCCUUGCAGAACAAAUAAGGCAGGGGAAGUGACAAAGGUUUUGUUGAAUGAAAUACCCCGAUUUGAGGUAUCCAUGAUUAUUUUGUCAGAUAGAGGCACUCAUUUUUGUGCACAAGUAGCACAAUAGGUUAGUAGAGCAUUAGGGAUUGAUUGGCAGUUGCACACUCCAUACUGACCACAGGCUAAUGGCCAGGUGGAGAAAAUGAAUCAGCUGAUUGUUGCUGAUAAAACAAUAUAUAACAGCAUUAGGAAAACAGCUAAAACAAAUCAAUAUUUUGGGUACCAGGGCAAGGGGCUUGGAUUAUCCCAUCAACCCCUUUAAACCUGGAGACUACGUAUGUGUUAAAAACUUUUUUCAGGUCAGCAACUGGCAGAAAAGUGGAAAGGAUCUUUAGAAUGGAAAGUGAUUUCAUAAAGACUACUAAAGCCGUGUUUAAAAUGAAUAAAAUAGUGUUUACAUUUUAUAUGAUUGUUUUCAAUAUUAUAAGUGGUUUUGCUUGGAGAGAAAACGUAUAUCUUAAUAUAACUCAACAACUUGUUACCAGUGCUACCUCAUCUGAAUGUUGGACGUGUAUAAAAAUUCUUCGAGGAAAUAUGAAAAUUCCCUUGUUUGGAGUAGCAUCUUCAAAUUGGAUAUGGAUGUCCAGAGGUGUGUUUAACUCCAGUAGGGAAAGAACGAUGUAAAUUUGGGAAAGAAAUAGUGUCUGGCAAAGGGCCAAGAUUUGAUUUGAUAAUAUUAAAUCCCAAUCAGACUCCUUUUGAAGAGCAAAAUGAUAUAGGGGAAAAUGUAGGAUUUAGGAAUGUUACUGGAAUAGGUUGCACUUCAGAUCUUGAUAAUGCAGGGGAAAUAACUAAUGGCAUUACUGCAUGGGUACAGGGAGAAAACUGCAGCUUUAGGCAGAAAACUGCCUAAUCGACUUCAUGUUGUAGGUGCAGGAGUAUCCUUAUUGAACCAAUCAUAUUGUAAAUUACCAUAUGGAUACUGGUGUUUAUGUGGAGAGGGUGUGCUAGAAAGACCUUACCACAAAACUGGACAGGAACUUGUACAGCUGGCUAUCUUAACUCUGCAGAAAACUAUCCAUAAGGAGCUAAAAGGACACAGCAAUUAGCAAACUCUGUCCUGUCAGGGAAAGCAGAAGACAGUAAUCAAUUAGCAAACCCUGUCCAGCUGGAGAAGUCAAAAGACAGUAAGCAAUUAUAUAAUGAAAUCCAAGAGGAACUGCAAAAGCAACUAGGAUUCCCUGCUUUGUGAAAGUUUAUUUGUAGAUCUGACUGAAAGAAUAGCCAAAGAACUAAGUCUGCCUGGUUGUUUGGUAUAUGGAGGUCCUUUAAUGCGUGAAGAAUGGCCCUGGAAAGGAACCAGUCUGGAUCCCCUCCAAAUAUUAAAAUGAAAUCAUUCACUCAGUUCAGAAGAAAGGACAAGACCAUUGGGGUGUGUACUAAGUUCCCAAGUAGUUGGUAUAGAAUGCAUAAAUCAUAUAAGAUAUGGAGAGUGAGUAAGAGAGAACCCCUGUAAAUGGGUAUAUACCCACAAUGGCACUCAUGGGACCUGGUGGCCUGAAAAAACCCCUGUGGUAUUGGUCCAAAUAUAAUAACAAUUGUACCAAGGCCACUGAUCCUGAAGUUUUGGAAGAACCCAGGAAACACCUCUAGGAACUGGUGUAAGAUGUAGUUGUGUUAGGUCAAGAGAUAACCUGAAGGGAGUCUCCAGACAUGGCUGGAUAAGCUAAAAAAUAAACAUUCUUUGAGGACAUUUUGUGUAACUUUCAAAAACCACAACAGCUUAGACAAAACUUAAUUGUACCCUUGCCUAAAUCAAAAUAUUUCACAUAUUUUAUUAGCCUGACAUGUCACUCCCCUUGAAGCUGCUGAACAGGGCUACUGCUUUGCUGUGUCACGGGGUGGAGGGGAAUGAGACUGAAGUCUGGUGGCCACUCCACAUCAGCAGCCACAUCAAAGCCCAUGUGUGCAGCAAGGAUGAGUCGGGAAGAAUGAGCUCAACAUUAUGUCUUUGCCACUCGUUUGCCUAUCAGGAUGACCAAACUGGUCCCUGGUCAGCCCUGGCUGCAUAUCUAUGCAAGUAUGCAGUGUUUCACCACAGCCACAGAACAAAGAAUGAGAGGUGAUCCUGAAAACAGAAGGUUUAUUAAUAAGGUUUAUUAAUAGAAACCAGUAUAUGUUGUACUUGGAUGACUUAUGGAUAUGGAAAACGUGGGGUUUGUGUGUUGGAAAUGGCUUUAUGUAUGACCCUGGAGUUUUCUGGAUCCCUAUGCUUUGGUGGAGGUUGCACUGACAGGGGAUGAAGCAACCCGCUGUGUCCCUUACUGGUGCCACUGAUGAAUGGUAAAGAAGAUGAGGAGCUGGGCUGACUGAUACCCCAGAUGUUAUCACUCCGGAAGAGACUAUAAGAGAAUGAGAGGAGUUGGUCAUAAUUGGAGUUCUCGCUCAGCUUGUCUGAGAUGCCACUGACUUCAACAUAACAUCAUGAAUCCAAUCCCUCUGAGCACCGGAGCAUCUGCAAAAACUUCACCUGCGGCAGCUUCAUGGGAACAUCUAAAAAGACUUUAUCACUGAACUCUGGACAGGUCUUAUGGUCCCUCACAAAUACUUACAUGAGAAUUAAUUGGCUAUAAGCUGUGUAAGCGGAGCUCAGGCCCCGCCUCCCUCGGGCUGUGAGAGGCUCUCCCGCCCCGCUGCGCGCUGCGCACGGCGCCCUCCCGGCGGGCGGCACAGAGUGGGCUCAGCCGCCAAUCGCGGGGCGGCCCCGUCGGCGGCGGACGCCAUGGCUGACGAGAUCAGCAAGGCCCAGGCCGCCCGGCCCGGGGGCGACACCAUCUUCGGGAAGAUCAUCCGCAAGGAGAUCCCCGCCAAUAUCAUCUACGAGGACGAGCAGUGCCUCGCGUUCCAUGAUAUUUCACCCCAAGCUCCAACACAUUUCCUAGUGGUUCCUAAGAAGCCAAUUGUGAGAUUAUCCGAGGCAGAAGAUUCUGAUGAAUCUCUUCUUGGGCAUUUAAUGAUUGUUGGCAAGAAGUGUGCUGCUAACCUGGGCCUCACCAAUGGAUUCCGGAUGGGUGAUGAAGGACCUGAGGGUGGGCAGUCUGUGUAUCAUGUACAUCUCCAUGUUCUGGGUGGUCGUCAAUUGGGCUGGCCUCCUGGCCUAAGAUUUUCAUAACCACAAGGGUUAACUGCAUGCAUGCAAUCACCACCAA